AUGCUAGCACGUCCCGGAUUCCAACUCGCAGCGGUGAAUGCUGCGGUUCGCGUUCGGACAAUCGUGCCCUCGGUAGCAGCCGUUCGACGACGUCCGGUCUAUACCGCGACCGCGCCUUCUCACUCGCCGCGGCGCGGUGGUGUCGCGCGUCAUCCCGCGUUUGAGGACCUCUCGAUCGAACUCAAAGACUUGCCCGAGUUCCCGACCCGGGCAGAGCAAGUCAGGAUUCUGAAUGAGCCGUCCCAGUUCUACCAGACCCUACUUGUACGUCCACGUCAAACGCUCUUCGCCGCCGCUGCCGCUGCUCAUUUGUGCUCGGUGGGGGUUCGCGGUCGGCGGUCCGGCAGAUCCCUGGCACUUGGCACACGGCACUUGAACCCAGCUACGCCCACUGAUGCGGUUCCACUUGACAUUUCUCAGCACCAUAUCUCUUUGGCCAAGCAUAGAAUUUUCAUCGCGUCUCUCUACGUCGGCAAGGAGGAACAUCAACUUGUGAGAGCUCCGCACCGCAACCUCCCACUCGGGUCCCCAUACUGAUCCGAGCAACCAUUCACGGGCUGCGUUUCGCACGAACCACUCGGCAACCAAUCCAUCGACACCUACGAGCUGAUAGGCACAAGCUCUAUAUGACGCACUUAGGCGAUCACCUGAACUAAAAUUAGUUCUGCUCCUCGACUAUCUUCGUUCGACGCGCGAGCUUCCUAGCCCUUCUUCGGCAUCGUUGCUCGGGUCAUUGACAGCGGCGUUCCCGAAGCAGGUCGAGCUGCGACUGUAUCAUACGCCCAACCUCGUAGGAUGGCGAAAGAAGAUGGUCCCCAGGCGGUUCGACGAGGGCUGGGGACUUCAGCACAUCAAGUGCUAUGGGUUUGAUGAUACCGUCAUCAUCAGCGGGUCAGUCCUCUCGAGGCGGGGCCGAGCAGCGAAGAAUUGGUCCCGUGAAUCGUCGGUUGACUUGCCCAUCGCCUCUUCCAAGCAGCGCCAAUUUAAGCGACGACUACUUCACGAACCGGCAAGACCGCUACAUGGAGUUCAGCUCGCAUGCCCCUUUGGCCGACUACUUUUCGUCGCUGCUUGAGCGCAUCUCAUCUUUCUCGUACCUAGCUACGGCUAUCGACACGUCGACCCAACACCCCGCCAUCGACAUUCGGUGGCCAAAUUCCAAUAUUGGCUCGUCCCCGAUCGAAAGCGCACCUUCCUUCUCAGAAGAUCUCAAGCUCGCUGCUGGCAACUUGGUAAAUACUCUCACCAAGCAGUGGGCGUCUCGCUCCCCGUCUGAUCGAGCAGGCUCAAGUUCGAGUCGAACCGGCCCGCCUUUCGAUACCUCGGUUCGACCCGUAAUUCAAAUGGGUCUUUUUGAUGUUAAACAAGAAACGGAUAUGGCUGUCCCGAGCAUCUUCAAGACCGCGAAUGCGUUGGCGACGGCCCCUGGAGGUGCGGCAACAACGUUGAAUUGGACCUCGGGUUACUUCAGCGUACACGAGCAAUACAAGGCCAUGGUUCUGAGUUCCAAGGCCGGUGUACGGAUAGUAGCCGCUUCACCAGAGGUGAUGUACUAAUUAUCGCCAUCGGCCAUCGUGUCACUUCCCUGCUUAACCUGUUCCUCUGUCGACGUCACAGGCGAAUGGCUUUCACAAUUCGCGAGGGGUAUCCAAAUACAUCCCGCCGGCGUAUACGCACCUCCAGCACCAGUUCUACAAGCAGAUGAUCGAACAAAGUCAACGACGCGAUCGGGAAAGCCAUGUUGAGCUUCGCGAGUGGAAGCGCCAGGGCUGGACCUAUCAUGCCAAAGGUGAGGAGGGAAGGGUUUGGCCGCUCUUCCCUGCUUAGUGCUGAUUAUGUUUGCUCACUAACAGGUAUCUGGUUGACCCCCUCGCUCACUUCUCCUACUCGCUUUCCUCACAACCAUAGCCCGAGGUCGGACUAUAAUGACCUCGACGGCUGGAUCCGGCACACCCAUCCAGUGCCGCCAUGGCUGACCGUUAUCGGCUCGUCCAACUAUGGCAGUCGCUCGGCUUCUCGCGACUUGGAAGCCAACGUCUUGCUGACUACCAGUUCGCCACGACUGAGGAAGACGCUGGGGAAGGAGUUGGAGGCGUUGAGAUCAUAUGCAGUCGACAUCGUCAACGAAGAGUUAUUCAAACGCAAGGAUAGGGUAGUUCCUUGGGGUGUCAGAAUUGCGGCGAAGGUUAUUGAGGACAUGUUGUAA
Microbotryum saponariae is the source of this 2206-nucleotide messenger RNA. NCBI's taxonomy places the organism in Eukaryota, Fungi, Basidiomycota, Microbotryomycetes, Microbotryales, Microbotryaceae. The record is from the annotation of a GenBank genome assembly.